CAUCGCCUCUCUCUCUCGCUCUCUCUCCCUCAUGCUCCCUCCUUCCCUCCCACUGCUUGUUAUCUCUCCUCCCCUCGCUCUUUCAGAGCCAGUAGUCGAUCUAUCUACAGUUCACUCCACGCGCUGCUUGCUACAUGAUCUCUCGGAGAACCAGCAUCGUCGUCUUGCCCUUCCGCCUCUCUCGAGCGAGAGAUAUCAGAUAUCCUUUAGAUUUUCAUCUUCAGGACAGCAGGAUGCUUCUGUGCAUGCACUGAUUCCCUCCCUUUCUCCUUGAGUUUUUCCCCUUCCCCUCCCCUCUCCUAAUCUCCUGCCCUUUGACCCACACCCUCCUUUUCCCCUUGACAGCCUCCCCCCUUUUCUUCUCCUCAUCCUUCUUCCUUUCCCUCUCUUCCAUCCAUUCGCAUUCUCUUGACCAUGUUGCCAUGUGUCUGUCGGCUUCAGCCUUUUCUCGCCUUCAUAUCGUUCGCCUUGCUAACUCAAGGGGAAAACUGCCCAGCCACGUGCCUGUGCCCGGACCCUCACACUGUGGACUGUAGUGGCCGAGGACUAACUCGCCUUCCCGACGAAAUCCCGCUGGAUGUUCGCCGGCUGUUACUUUCCAACAAUUGGAUCCCCCGAAUACCUUCUGACUUCCUCGUGCUCUACAGCGACUUGGUAUACCUGGACCUCCGGAACAACUCACUUUCCCACAUCGAGCCAGGGACCCUCAGCACCUCCUCAAGGCUGGUGUUCCUGGACCUGGGCAGCAACAACCUGACCGAAAUACCCAAAGGAACUUUCGGCGAGUCCCGGAGCCUGAUCAAGUUGCGCCUGGGCAACAACCCUUACCUGAGCAUGGUCAAUGAGGAUGCCUUCAGUGGUUUGACCUCACUGAGGGAACUUGAACUGGAGCGCAAUGCCCUGUCUGGGCUGCAGGUGGGGGCACUGAGCCAGCUGCCUUCUCUGCGAGUGGUGAGGUUAGAAGGCAAUCCCUGGGUGUGCAACUGCAACUUUGCCAACCUCUUCACUUGGCUGAUGGAGAACAGCCGCAAACUUCCCAAUGGUAUAGAGAGUAUGGAGUGCUCCUUACCGACAGACGGCCGCCGGGUGCCUCUCAGUCAGCUCUCCCAGGACAGUUUUCGGGAGUGCCAGGUCACACUGACUCUCACUGACUUUCUGAUCAUCAUUUUCUCUGGCAUCUCUGUAUCUGUAGCCGCCAUCAUGGCCAGCUUCUUCCUGGCCUCCACCGUCCACUGCUUCCAGCGCUGGAGCAAAGGCACCAAAGGGGAGGAUGAAGAGAGCGAAGAGUGAAGAGUGGCUGAUUAUUCUUAUCACAGAUUUUUUUCAAAACUCCUCCCAUCUAAAGAGAUUGUCAGUAUUACAAUUUGAAAUCUUUAGUAAAACAUCAAAACAUUAACAAAAUAAAUAAUAGUCAAAAUUAAACUAUUAAAAAAAUAAUAGCUAUGCUACUGUUUUAUUCUGCCAAAUUAGAACAAAUUAGCAGCUUUGGUUGUCGUCUGAAAUUCUACGUCCAUUACAAUUUAGAAUAAAAGCCAUUUGGUAUGUCGGUACAGUCUUUUCUUCAAGUGAUCCAAAAAUUAAUCGAGUGAACGUGAAAAGUGUCGAGAUAAUUACUUUAGAGCUCAAAGCCUGUGUCAAAGUAGCUGUGUCAAAUACUGCACUUUAAAAUUGUGACUGUUUUCCCUGCCAAAGAUAAUGUUUCAGAACGAGUUAGGUUGAUGUGUUUUAAAUAGAAAUGUAUUUUUGCUUUCAGAGAGCUCUAUAGUAUAACCAGAUUACAUAUUUAGUGUAAUUGUGAUAUGACAUAUAUUUACUUAUUGUGACUUUGCUUUUUUCUUGCUUCCAGAAGUGAUGGUGGUAAAGAAAAAAGACACAGAGCUUCCUUUAAUGCAUUGUUGUCAUUGGUCAUGUCUUUGGAGAAGAAAUAUUGGUAUAUAUAUUUAUUUAUCUGUAGUCAAUUGUUGUCCUGUAGGAACUGAUAAACAAUAUGGGCAUCAUGGACGAUUUCCAUACAUUUAUUACUGUGACAUAUAUACAGCAUACAUACACGACUGUUCAAAAGUAAAUGGCAUUUUCAGACUGAUG
Messenger RNA from Astyanax mexicanus (Mexican tetra), 2085 nucleotides. RefSeq names its product leucine rich repeat containing 38b (gene lrrc38b). Gene Ontology annotation, molecular function: voltage-gated potassium channel activity; transmembrane transporter binding; potassium channel activator activity. The transcript has 2 exons. Bases 415 to 1290 code for a protein of 291 amino acids. The record is from RefSeq and is a predicted model, not a curated record. NCBI's taxonomy places the organism in Eukaryota, Metazoa, Chordata, Actinopteri, Characiformes, Acestrorhamphidae. Gene Ontology annotation, cellular component: voltage-gated potassium channel complex.